This is a messenger RNA of Aspergillus niger, 1458 nucleotides long. RefSeq lists its product as uncharacterized. Bases 1 to 1458 code for a protein of 485 amino acids. The transcript is spliced from 3 exons. Gene Ontology annotation, molecular function: iron ion binding; heme binding; oxidoreductase activity, acting on paired donors, with incorporation or reduction of molecular oxygen. The record is from RefSeq and is a predicted model, not a curated record. Lineage: Eukaryota; Fungi; Ascomycota; Eurotiomycetes; Eurotiales; Aspergillaceae.
AUGGAGCGACAGGUUGCGCUGUGCGUGGCGACCGCCGUGGCGAUCUGGGUUUUGCAGAUUGCUUACAAGUUGCUCAGAUCUCCCCUUCGUCACAUACCGGGACCUCUGUACACAAGAGUAACUAGGCUUCCACUGAAGUUCUCGAUCGUUACAGGGAGGCGCAUCUACUUCAUCCACAACCUGCACCAGAAGUAUGGCCCGGUGGUGCGUAUUGCUCCGGACGAGGUCUCUGUUUCCUCACUGCCAGAGUUCAAAGAAAUCCAUCGCGUCGGGUCGGCCUUCCUGAAGACCCCAUGGUAUCAGAAAUUCGCCUGGGACCGAAAUCCGGGACUUUUUACCAUGCGGGAUCCCAAGGAACAUGCUGCGCGUAGGAAGUUGUUUGCACGUGUAUUUUCGAAAUCAGAUUUACGACGAACUUGGGAACCCGUGGUGAAGGAGAAAGUCCAGUUAGCAGUGUCGCAGAUACGCGGUGAAUUGCUGCGGGAUGGAACCUCCGAUAUUCUGAAGUGGUGGACUUUUCUCGCCACCGAUGUCAGCGGACACUUGAUGUUUGGUGAGUCAUUUGACAUGCUUCAGUAUGGAAAGAAAAACGAAUAUAUCAAUGUUUUGGAGUCCACAAUGAUGGGUUCGGGCAUCAAUGUAGAGCUUCCCUUUGUGGGACUCCUAGGCCGAUAUGUCCCACUUGCAUCUUGCCAGGCGAUGUUUCGCCCCAGCGACUAUCUUACUGAAUAUGGAAGGCGCGCUGUGUCAAACAGUCGAACGAAUAGCAACUCCACUCGAAAUAUUUUCACGGGAAUGCUCAAUGAAUCGGAGAAGGCAAGCAGCAUGCUUUCCGAGGAGGAUGUGGUAAUCGAAGCGGGCAACCUGAUCGUGGCUGGCUCAGAUACCACAGCAGUCACGUUGACGUACCUGGUAUGGGCUGUGCUGUCGCAGCCCACGCUUCAGCACGAUCUGGAAGAGGAGGUCAGUGCGCUGGACCCGAACUAUAACGAAGCUGCACUGGAGGAACUGCCGCUCCUCAAUGCCGUCAUCACAGAGACACUACGGCUUUAUGGAGCAGCUCCAGGCUCCUUGCCUCGGAGCGUCCCGAAUGGCGGAGUGACCUUUUGCGGAUAUCACGUUCCUCAAGGAGCGACGGUAAGCACGCAAAGUUACACCAUUCACCGUGAUGAGGAACUUUAUCCUGAUCCUGAAACCUUUGAUGCCACUCGCUGGUUAGGAGGUCAUGGCAAUGGUUCCGAUGUAGCCAAGCAGGCACUCUCCCCCUUUGGAUACGGAACACGAAUCUGCCUCGGGGUGCACCUAGCUUGGAUGGAGCUUCGCUUAGCAGCAACCGAGUUCUUCCGUGAGUGUCGAGGGGUGCGAUUGGCGUCAGACACAACGCGGGAGAGUAUGAAGCCGGAAAACUAUUUUCUGAUCGCUCCAUCUGGACAUCGAUGUGACAUUGUACCUCAGUAG